AAAUUUCCAAGGUACCCUACUCUGAGGCGGAAACCGAAGGCAAGGCUCGCGUUCCAGUUGAGGCGCACGGAAGGGUGGUCCAUCGAGAACCUUUCUCGCCAUCUCGCUGGGCGCCUCAACGCCUCCGACGUUGGGCUUCCGGCUAGCCGCCCCUGCUUUCCCACCGGCGGCCACCAGUACCAGAGGUAGGGAGUUGGUGUUGAAAAUUGUCCUUGAAGGAUGCCUAAGAUAAAGACAAGCCGUGUCAAAUAUCCUGAGGGAUGGGAGCUUAUUGAGCCCACACUUCAUGAACUAGAGGCAAAGAUGAGGGAAGCUGAAAAUGAUCCACAUAAUGGAAAGAGAAAGUGUGAAUCACUUUGGCCUAUCUUUAAAAUUGCACAUCAAAAGAGCCGUUACAUAUAUGAUCUCUACCAUCGGAGGAAGGAGAUAUCGAAGGAGCUGUAUGAGUUCUGCUUGGACCAGGGCUAUGCAGAUCACAAUCUAAUUGCAAAAUGGAAAAAGCCAGGUUAUGAGCGCCUUUGUUGCCUUAGGUGCAUGCAGGCACGAGAUCACAAUUUUGCAACCACUUGUGUCUGCAGGGUCCCUAAACUCUUGAGGGAAGAAAGCGUUAUAGAAUGCAUCCAAUGCGGUUGCAAGGGUUGUGCAAGUGGAGAUUAAUGAUUCUGUUUGAGCUAUAUUUUACUUGGUUUAUCUAUAAAUCACUGAAUUGAUAUAAACCAACCACUGGAACUUUCGGCUUGAAUCGUCUAUUGCGAAUUAGGUCUUUCUUGUAUUGCCCCAAGGAUGGUGCAUGUGAAUGUAGUGUCAGGCACUUAUUUGGUGAGCUUCUUGAUAAUAUACUAAGAGAUUGGAAGGCAUGCUCCACUGUCUUGCUGAUUCUGGAAUUCAUGUGGUGAGCCUCGCUGCUAAAUCACAGUAUUUUGAGUUAUUUUGCUAUAUUGGUGAGUUAUUUCCUGCACGUUCAAUGACUUGUUAAUUGUAUCUUAUCAAGGCUCAUCAAAAUCAUUUUUGUGACUUGUUAAAUACUAGAUGUCGCUUUUUUUUCUUUCACCUCUUUAUGUAGUUGAGGGCUAAAAUCUCAGUCAUACUGUAAGGUCUUGAUUCCAUAUUGUACAUCAUGCCAACUGGUAUUGUCAUGGGUAUCAUCUCAUUUUGUGAACCAUGAAUGGAUAUGGAUAAUGUCCCGUUUCAUACUGUACAUGAACAGUGAAUAGGUGGUAUGCAAGUUUUCAAACUUCGGC
Messenger RNA from Elaeis guineensis (African oil palm), 1241 nucleotides. Its product is annotated as protein BUD31 homolog 2. Gene Ontology annotation, biological process: mRNA splicing, via spliceosome. Gene Ontology annotation, cellular component: nucleus; spliceosomal complex. Lineage: Eukaryota; Viridiplantae; Streptophyta; Magnoliopsida; Arecales; Arecaceae. The record is from RefSeq and is a predicted model, not a curated record.